AAAUUAAAAACCCUGCAAAAACCCUAGCCAACAAAUUGUGAGAGAGAGGUAGAUCCGAUGGGGAGGUCGAGAAGGAAAUACAAACAAUCUCGUGCCAAGGUCAAAGUCGGUCUCCCCAGGAAAAACCCUCACGUCUUUAAGCCAUGCUUCACUCUUCCUCCCAAGCUCCGUUCACUCGCCAACGUCGACGAUGCCCUCUCCAAGUGGGACGACAAAGCCAGCGUCAUCCAAAACUACAAGUCCUUUGGGGUUGUUUCUAACCCUAACUACCUCGGCGUUCGUUCUCGUACUUCCCACAUCGUGGAGAGCGAUUCACUCCAAGUCCCUCAUUCUCCGCCUUCCGAUGAACCGGCUGAUGAAUUCGAGCCCAUUGAUUCGGGCAGCGAUCUCGAAGAAGAUGACUUAAAAACAGCACUGGGGAAGAAGCGAAGAGAUGGAAAAAGCACACAUUUACAGCCACUGACCACCAUGCAACGUCUUUACAUUGGCCAGCUGAUUGAGAAAUACGGCGAUGACUACCAGGCAAUGUUCAUGGAUGUAAAAUUAAAUAAGAUGCAGCAUUCGGUUGCGAAUCUGGAGAAGCUAUGCAAAAGGUAUCAUAUGUUUGGAGAUAAGAAUCCUUUGAUAUUAUCCCGUUGAGAAUGUUUUCAAGUUUUUGCAUGGCAAUCUCUCGGGGCUAUGGAAUUUGUAGAGGAGUUCUAAAAUAGAUUAUAGUAUGAUCAAAUGAUGUUGUACUUGUUGCCUGGCUCAACUUUCAAUUUAGAUUGUUGUAUUCUCAUUUUGACAAUGCAGUAAAAGGUAUCAAUUUUCAUUCUCAUUCAA
Molecule: messenger RNA, 822 nt
Organism: Gossypium raimondii (Peruvian cotton)
Lineage: Eukaryota; Viridiplantae; Streptophyta; Magnoliopsida; Malvales; Malvaceae
Exons: 3
Coding region: 58-639 (193 amino acids)
Biological process (GO): ribosomal large subunit biogenesis
Cellular component (GO): nucleolus
Source: RefSeq, a predicted model, not a curated record